Molecule: messenger RNA, 1402 nt
Organism: Aspergillus steynii IBT 23096
Lineage: Eukaryota; Fungi; Ascomycota; Eurotiomycetes; Eurotiales; Aspergillaceae
Product: NAD(P)/FAD-dependent oxidoreductase
Exons: 1
Coding region: 75-1307 (410 amino acids)
Cellular component (GO): cytoplasm
Molecular function (GO): electron-transferring-flavoprotein dehydrogenase activity; flavin adenine dinucleotide binding
Source: RefSeq, a predicted model, not a curated record
AAAAAGGCUCCACUAUAGACGAGCAACUUUCCUUAAUCCGAUAGACUCAUCGCAUCCGAUUUCACGUUGACACGAUGUCCACGCAGAAAAACAUCGUCGUCUUGGGCGGUUCGUUUGGGGGCAUCUCCGCCGCCCAUCAUGUCCUCAAACAUGCCAUCCCUCAAUUGGCCGACCAGGAAUCGCAUCAAGUCAUCCUUGUCAGCCCAUCCGCAACUGCCAUCUGUCGACCCGCGUGCCCUCGCGCUAUGAUCUCCGACGACCUCAUUGCGCAAGAUAAGCUCUUCAUCAAUAUUCCCGAGUGUUUUGAACAGUAUCCCGCCCGCAAUUUCCGUUUUGUGCAUGGCACGGCGACAGGGGUCGACCAAGUCAAUCGAAAUGUCUCGGUCGAUCUGGUAGAUGGCAACGCGGAAACGAUCGACUACCACGCUCUUGUCAUCGCAACCGGCGCGUCCACUCGCUCUCCCCUCAUUACUCUUCUUCGGGACGAGAAAUACCUGCGGCAAAACUGGGCCAGCCUUCGAGAAGCUCUUCCGUCCGCCAAGAGUAUCGUCAUCGCUGGUGGAGGUCCCAGUGGCGUCGAGAUUGCCGGGGAGUUAGGCGAAUAUUUGAACGGUCGCGCAGGCUGGUUCAGCUGCAAGCUCGAAAAUCCCAAAGUCCCCGUCACCGUUGUGACAUCCGCUUCUCAAAUUCUGCCUGAUAUGACGCCCGGAGUUGCCGCGAAAGCCGAGGGUUUCCUUGCUCUUGUUGGUGUGACUGUCAUUAAGAACACCCGGGUCGAGACCGUAACGCCCGCCGACGCAGGCACCGAAGCCACGGUUGCGACCAAAACGACUGUGACUCUUGAAGAUGGAAAGACACUCGAAGCUGACAUUUAUAUCCCUGCGAUGGGAGCAACGCCCAACACGAGCUUCUUACCGGAAUCUCUUCUCACCUCGGACGGCCGGGUCGAAACCAACACGUCAACAUUGCGGGUGGACAAGGCCGGGCCACGCGUGUAUGGCAUCGGCGACGCCACGUCCUUUGGCAAGCCGUCGAUUCAUAAUAUCACCGAGGCACUUCCGGCCUUGGGUGCCAACAUUAAACGCGAUCUUCUCCUGGCAGCCGGAAAGACCGAAGCCGAAGUCGGCGAAGACAAAAUCUUUAAAGAAGACACCAGGACGUCACAGCUCGUGCCGAUCGGACAAAACAAAGGUGUUGGCUUGGGCAUGGGGUAUCAGUUGCCGAGUUCGGUGGUGUGGGCGAUUAAAGGCCGAGACUACUGGACUGGGAUGCUUAUGAAAUUAUGGAAUGGAAAGCAAUGGGAUUAGAUCAAGACGUCACUUGCUCGACUCGACGGAAGAGUCUGGGUAACUAGCAUCAUAUAUGAUUUGCAUUUAUUAUAAAGACACUCACAAUGUUUCAG